Rhinocladiella mackenziei CBS 650.93 is the source of this 1449-nucleotide messenger RNA. RefSeq lists its product as uncharacterized. The coding region runs from base 1 to 1449 and encodes 482 amino acids. NCBI's taxonomy places the organism in Eukaryota, Fungi, Ascomycota, Eurotiomycetes, Chaetothyriales, Herpotrichiellaceae. Gene Ontology annotation, biological process: DNA-templated transcription. Gene Ontology annotation, cellular component: nucleus. The record is from RefSeq and is a predicted model, not a curated record. The transcript is spliced from 4 exons. Gene Ontology annotation, molecular function: DNA binding; zinc ion binding.
AUGACCAUACCAAUUGCCGAAUAUGUGAAUGGCAGCACAGAUAAUGUUCAACGCGAAAUGCUGUAUUUUCCUGCACUCCUCUUCCAAGUACUUGCACAGAUUCUACAAGCCCUCUCACCACAGCAUGCCGCCGCCGAAACUUUGGGGAUCAGCAAUUAUGCUGACUGCGAUCGCCUAUCUCAAUCAUUUUACCUGAUCGGGAAUAAAUUAGUAUCCAUGCUGGGUCGACACCAUCCAACAUUGUGCUCGAUAGAGCACGAUCUUGUUUCUUCCUGCUGGUUGAAGAAUUCUGGUCGAGGUUCAGAAGCCUGGUAUCGACUUGGAAGCGCAGUCAGACAAGCUCAAGAACUAGGGUUGCACAGUCUACCUCAAAGUAUUGAGCAGACACCAGAAGACAGUCUGGAGUCGAAUCUACUGAAGAUCUGGGCCCUCGAACACCGGAAACGUAUUUGGGCUCGGUUGUUUGUUGUAGACAGUAUUCUGGCUCUAGCAUUAGGAAGACCUCGACUUCUCCAUCGAGAGGAUUGCUCAACUCCCGCGCCUCUAAACUGUGAGUAUCCCAAAGAUCCAGCAAGGACAGUCCCGUUGUCCCUGGACGACUCACCAUUUACUACCACCCUCCCGUUUCUCACAUUGGCAAACAAAAUACAUGACAUGUUAUCUUUCGUAGCCAAUGGAAUUUUCACCCGAGACUAUACCAAGGUGUUAUCAGUUCAUCAGGAUGUAUAUUCACUUCGAAAAAAACUGCCUCUAUCAUUGCCGGGAAACUUCCCAGGCCCAUGUCCGGAUCCGCGGACCGCGCGGCUGACCGUGAUACGUCUAAGCAUACUGAACUCGAUCAAUGUCAUUCUUGUCGCCUUACACAGACCAUUCCUCCGUACUCAACCCUCCAGCCGAACAGCAGCCGUAAACGCUGCAUUAGAAGGAUUAGAACUGCAAAAUUCCAUCUGCGAUCUCAUUCCCUAUCCUCAGUCUAAAGCAUACGGAACCGUGUUCUACACCAUCGACGCCUCCGUUUUUCUUUGCGGGAUCAUGAUCGAAAUGCCGCCCACGGAUCCCGCCGAAGACCGUCGAAUCAGACAGGCUCUCCUCGAAAGUAUAGAAGCGGGUGAGCAGAUACUGCGACAUUUUUGCCAGAAAAUCCAGGUUGCUCGCCGGAGUUCUUGGGAGCCAGUAGACUGUUUUCAGCAGGCUGAUCAGCAACCAGAGGGAUUGGAAAGGGACAGCCUCGGGAAUAUUUCUAUUCCACCGCCUCAGCAACACCCAUACGAAACUUAUCAGUCACUAUUCGGCGAGGGUCAGAGCUCCUAUGAGCAUUUGGACCCAAUUCAAGAUCAAUCUCUGGGCUUGGAGGACCCUUCUUCAGGUGAUAUUGGAAAUUUCUCGCCGUCGCUUCAAGUUCUGAGCCAGAAUGGCUAUCUAUGGUCUCCCGAGUACAAUUUCUCCUGA